GCCACGUAAUCCAGGGAAAUGCUCCUGCCCCCAGAGGAAGCCCAGAACAGAGCGGGAAGGACAGCUGAGCUCACACAAGGACUGCAGGGCUUGUGAGCGUUUCUGGAGAGGAAGUUCUCCUCACAGAGAGAGGGACACAGCAGACCGCAGGCACCAUGGAGCCCCCGUCAGGCCCUGCAAGCAGGAGGCAUGUCCCCUGGAGCUGGCUCCUGCUGGCAGUCUCACUCUUAACUUUCUGGACCCCGCCCACCACUGCCCAGCCUACUAUUGAAACGGUGCGCCCCCUUGCUGCAGAAGGGUCCGAUGUUCUUCUACUUGCCCACAACGUGUCAGAGAAUCCUCUAGCCUAUGGCUGGUACAGAGGAGAAAGGGUAGACAACACCCAGCUAAUUGCAUCAUAUAGGGUAGAUAAUAAUGCAACUAGCAAUGGGCCUGAGUACAGCGGACGGGAGACACUUUACCCCAACGGAACCCUGCUGAUCCGGAACGUCACCCAGAGAGACACAGGAUCCUACACCCUGCUCGUUACAAAGAAGGAUUUACAGACAGAAAGACAGAUUGGACACCUCCACGUGCACCCCCUGGUGGCACGGCCCUCCCUCCAAGCCAGCAACGCCACAGUCACAGAACACGAGGGCCCCGUGAUCCUGACCUGCCUCGCAGAUGAGACUGGAGUCUCCAUAUGCUGGUUCUUCAAAGGCCAGAGUCUCCUCCUCGCAGAGAGGAUGACACUGUCCUCAGACAACAGCACCCUCACCAUAGACCCCGUCAGCAGAGAGGACGCCGGGGAUUAUCAGUGUGAGGCCUCCAACAGGGGCAGCUCCAGCAGAAGCGACCCCCUCAGGCUGAGUGUGACCUGGAGAGAAACCAGCCGAGCCCUCGGCGUGGGGGCCAUUACUGGCAUCGUGAUUGGGGUCCUGCUUGUGCUGACGCCGCUGGCUGGCCUGGGGCAUUUCAUUUUCCUUCACAGGCCUCCCUACGUGAUGCCAGGCCACCAGCUCCCAUCUACCAGGAAUUACUACGCCCCGACACAGACGUUUACUGUCAUAUCAGCCACAAAGCAGCAUCUCCAACCCUGGGCGAACGAGGACACUGCGGUGUUAACAUGUGGAGCUGAGACUGAGAACACCUCCUAUAUGUGGUGGAUCAACAGUCAGAGACUCCCCAAGAGCACGAGGUUGGAACUGUCCGAGGACAAGAGGACUCUCACAGUAUUCACUGUGACAAGGAAUGACACAGGACCCUAUGUGUGUGAAGCCCAGGACCGCAAUGUCAGCCGCAGUGACCCAUUCACCCUGGAUGCCCUCUCCCCAGUGGCACGGCCCUCCCUCCAAGCCAGCAACACCACAGUCACAGAACACAAGGGCCCUGUGGUCCUGACCUGCCUCGCAGAUGAGACUGGGGUCUCCAUACGCUGGUUCUUCAAAGGCCAGAGUCUCCUCCUCGCAGAGAGGAUGACACUGUCCUCAGACAACAGCACCCUCACCAUAGACCCCGUCAGUAGAGAGGACGCCGGGGAUUAUCAGUGUGAGGCCUCCAAGGGCAACUCCAGCAGAAGCGACCCCCUCAGAUUUCUCCUGGCCCUCUGCUGUGAAGCCUUGUUCCAAGACCGCUGGAAGCAGCGCUAA
This is a messenger RNA of Capra hircus (goat), 1628 nucleotides long. RefSeq names its product carcinoembryonic antigen-related cell adhesion molecule 21. Gene Ontology annotation, cellular component: plasma membrane; cell surface. Gene Ontology annotation, molecular function: protein tyrosine kinase binding. The record is from RefSeq and is a predicted model, not a curated record. Gene Ontology annotation, biological process: signal transduction; regulation of immune system process. NCBI's taxonomy places the organism in Eukaryota, Metazoa, Chordata, Mammalia, Artiodactyla, Bovidae.